Messenger RNA from Oppiella nova, 315 nucleotides. The record is from the annotation of a GenBank genome assembly. Lineage: Eukaryota; Metazoa; Arthropoda; Arachnida; Sarcoptiformes; Oppiidae.
AUGUCAGUGCCGACCAUUCCGUUGAGAAGUGCCAUAAGUCUGAAGGUGUUAAAGCUGAGCGCAAACCCAAUCCGAGUGCUGGACGAGCACUCAUUCGUGAAGAUGAAUACAUUGACUGAACUAUAUUUGGAUGAUAUGAAGGAAUUGAUUGAAAUCAAAGAGAAGACUUUCUCCUAUUUAUAUAAUCUACAGAAGAUUUCCAUUAGUAAUCUGACAAGUCUUGACUUAAGAGAGAAUCCGUGGACUUGUGAUUGUCAUCUACUUUGGGCCAAAUAUUGUCACUUAAGACCAGAGCUCACGCACGGAAUCAUGUGA